AUGUUGCAAGUUGUUUCGGGCUCGUUGGAUACCGCGCCUUGCGUGUUUCCAACAGAAAAUCUCCCUGGGCGGGGAAUCCAAUCCAUCCCACUUGACCUGUCCACUUCCAAUACGACUUCUAAAGAGGUGCUGCUCCAGGCGUGGACCGUCGUUCUGCGAUACUAUGUUGGCAGUGAUAUGAUUGCAUUCGGAAGAAUUGAUGACUCCGACACUGCAUCGCGAUUUGCGGUUUGCCAUGGUGACAUUCCUGCCGCUGCUACGCUUGAAGCACUACAAGUUUCAACACCUUCGGGAGAGUCAAAUAGCUUGUCUAUUCCGGAGUGGAUCGCAUCAAACACAUUCAACACCAUUGUGUGGAAUCGCACGACUGCAUCGCUUGACGAAUUGGAGAACACAUCGUGCUCUAUCGCGCUAUUAGUUUCCGACACUCCCUCUAUAGCAUAUGCUUCUCAUGCUAUUGGCGAAAAUAUGGCCAGCGCUGUGGCCGAAGGAGUGGCCCAUGUGGCCAACAUAAUCACAAACGAACCCCAAACCACAAUCGGCGCAGUAGAUCUUUUUGGAGCUGCGUCAUGGUCCCAACUACAAAAAUGGAACUCAACCGUCCCCAGUAUGAUCGAGGUAUGCAUGCAUGAUCUCAUUGAUGAACAAGCGAAGCUACGCCCUGACUCCAUUGCGCUGGAAUGCUGGGAUGGUGCCGUAUCAUACGCGCAAUUGGUAGACUAUACCGCUCGACUAGGAAGCUUUCUGAUCACCCAGAAAGUCGGCCCCGAAGUCUUUGUGCCGGUCUGUUUUGACAAGUCCCUCUGGGCCGUAGUCUCCAUGCUGGGUGUCAUGAAAGCCGGUGGCGCCUUUGUCUGUAUCGAUCCUGCACAACCUGUAGACCGGCUACAAACCAUUAUAAGUGAAGUGGAUGCGCAGAUUGCGCUGGGUGCCCCAGCCUAUCGUGACACAUUAGCUGGCUUGACCCCUAAUGCCAUCGCAAUUGACGCCGACUUUAUCCUCAGCCUUCCUCCUCCUUCCGAUCUUCCUCGUGUCUCUCCCAAAGAGGCUGCAUUCGCCAUCUUUACCUCCGGCAGUACGGGAAAACCCAAAGGUAUUGUGCACGAGCACCGUGCCAUGUGCUCUAGCGCAAAGAGACACGCUGCGUCUUUGAAUAUUAAUAGCGCCACUCGCACCUUCCAGUUCGCUGCAUAUACAUUCAUCGUCAACACCUUCGAGCUUUUCACACCUUUGGUGGAAGGCGGAUGCGUCUGCAUUCCCUCCAAGGAAGACCGACUGGGGCGCACCACCGGAGCAAUGCGUGAUUUAAAAGCAAACUGGGUUUGCUUGACACCGUCAUUCCUACGAUCCAUCAAACCGGAAGAACUCCCACAACUCCAAACACUCCUCUUGGCCGGAGAGCCCGUCCAACAAGACAACCUGGAUACAUGGCGCCAUCGAGUGAAGAUGCUGAAUAUGUAUGGCGCCUCGGAGGCCUCGAUCUGCGUCGCUGGAGACUUGUCGGGUCCCGUCGGCCGCUCAACCAUUGGAACUGGCGCUGGGUGCACAACUUGGAUCGUUGAUACGAACGACCACAACCGACUUGCACCAAUUGGAGCAAUUGGUGAGUUGGUAAUCGAGGGCCCGAUCCUGGCUCGCGAGUACAUAAAUCAGUCAGAAAAGACAGCCGAAGUUUUCAUAUCAAACACACCUUGGAUGGAAGAGAUGCGCGGCGCUUUGCCCUCGCGUGCUUACAAAACCGGCGAUCUGGUCCGAUACGGAUCCGACGGUCUUAUCAACUUGGUGGGGCGAAAAGACAUGCAGAUCAAGCUCCGAGGCCAGCGGAUCGAACUUGAAGAAGUCGAGUUCCAUCUGCGCCAAGCCGUCCCUCGAGGCACGGAGGUUGCCGUUGGUCUAGUGAAACCCAUGGAUCAGCCCGAUCGACCCAUGCUUGUCGCAUUCGUCUCCUUGAAAAAGGCCUUCGGCGAUAACUUCCACACUGUGGACCAAAAUGCCGCCGAAGAGCUUGAAUCCCGCAUGGUGGACUGGAAGAUUAGAUUGGCCGACUCCGUUCCAGGGUAUAUGGUGCCUUCCACUGUCGUCAAGCUCAACCAUAUGCCCUUGACUGCAUCAGGGAAGACCAACCGGAAGGCCAUCAGUGAAUUUGCGUGCACGCUCACAGUCACCGCGCUGACAGGGGCCAAGAAGAAGGAGCACAAGGAGCCUGCCACAGGCACCGGCAAGGUUUUGCGAAGCAUGUGGUCCGAGGUUCUGAAUAUGGAGGAAGAGAGUAUCUCCAGCGAUGAUAGCUUCCUUCAAUUGGGAGGAAACUCCAUCGAUGCCAUGCGGCUGGUCAAUCUGGCCCGCAAUGCUAAAGUUGGACUCAGUGUCGCUGACAUCUUCGCCCAUCCUGUGCUGGAUGAGAUGGCCGCAUGCUCUUCUGAAUUGGAUGUGCAAAUCUUUGAAGACGUUCCGUUCAGCCUUGUUGGCAACGACAUAGAUAAUCUAAUCCAGGAGGCCGCCAGUCAGUGCCAAGUUGGCCCGCUGGCGAUCGAAGACCUGUACCCCUGUACUGCGAUGCAAGAGGGCCUGAUGGCUCUCUCGGAUAGUCGGGAUGGCGCAUAUGUGGCCCAGCAUACGCUCUCUUUGGGCCCGGCUAUUGACAUACACCGAUUCAAACAGGCCUGUCAGAAGGUAGUAGAUGCCCACCCUGUCCUUCGGACUCGCAUCGUCUACCCGGGACAGGCCAGUGCGCUCCAAGCUGUUGUGCACGGAGAUAUUGAAUGGCACACAGCGGACACCAUGGAUGCUUACGUCAAAGCGGACAAGCAAAAGCCAAUGAAAGCAGGCGAGCCUCUCACUCGCUACGGCCUUGUUCCAAAUGGGAAGAGCUGGAUGUUCGUCUGGACUGUUCACCAUGCAGUUUACGAUGCUUGGACGUUGGAUUUGACCUUCGAUCGUCUCGACAAGGCAUACAAAGACCAGCCCAUCGAACGGGACACCUCAUUCAAGGAAUUCAUUAGCUAUGUCACCGAAGUUGAUCCCAACGCUUCCCAGCAAUUCUGGCAGGAAUACCUCGCGGGCGCCACUCGAAAUGAAUUCCCCUCGGUCGUGUCGACAUCAAAGCAACCUGUCGCGGACGCUUCAGCGGAGUACGACAUGAAAUUGACCCGAACAGAUGAACUGGCCGGCAUCACUCUUGCGUCGAUGAUUCGCGCUGCCUGGGGAAUUCUCAUCGGUUCUCAUUCUGAAUCGGAUGAUGUCGUAUUUGGCACUAUUGUCUCCGGUCGCAACACUCCAAUUGCCAAUGCAGAUCAGCUCUUCGGUCCCGGUAUCGCCGCCGUUCCGGUACGCGUCAAGUUUCCCGAUAAUGAUACAUUGACGAUCCGCGACUUCAUCGGCGAGGUGCAGGCCCAGUCAAUGAAGAUGAUCUCAUUCGAGCAAGCUGGUCUACAGCAUAUCAGACGCGUGAGCUCUGAUGCUGCUGCUGCUUGCGAUUUCCAAACCCUCUUGGUGAUCCAGCCUUCUAAGGAGAAGCACGUUUCCACCUCGGAGAUUGACCUACGCGGCAUGUCCGGGCCUGAUGCAAACUUUGGUACAUAUGCUCUCACUCUUGAGUGUAGCCUCAAGCCCGAUGGAGUCAGCUGCGCCGCCCACUACGACUCCAGUCUGGUUUCUCCGGAGUCAGUUGAGCGUAUUCUUGGCCAAUUGGAAAAUCUUCUCUAUCAGAUGUGCUCUUCGCCUGCGGAGAAGAAGCUGAACGAGCUUGUCUUUAUCAGUGCUCAGGAUCAAGAAAGCAUCCGCCAAUGGAAUCAAAAUAUACCGAAGCCUAUCCACAAGACAAUCCACGAGAUGAUUGGGGAAACCAUUUCCAAGCGCCCUGACUACGAGGCGGUAUGCUCCUGGGAUGGUUCUUUCACAUAUGCCGAAUUAGAUCAACACUCCUCCCGCCUCGCCCGACGCCUUGCUCAAUUGAAUAUCCAACCCGAGAGUUUCGUGCCGUGUUGCUUCGAGAAGAGCAAAUGGGCCAUUCCGGCUAUGCUCGGUGUACUGCGUGCUGGAGGUGCAUUCCUCAACCUUGAUCCUUCCCAGCCUGGCAAUCGGAUUCAGUUAAUGAUCAAGAAGCUCAACGCGCAGACCAUUGUCUGCUCUCCACAACAGUACGAUCUCUGUCGUAGCAUGGGCGAGGGAUACAAUAUCGUCGUUCUAGACGUCGAGUCCCCCGAAGAGUCUCUUCCUAAGCCGCCACCUGUUGAUGUGAAGCCAGAGAACGCUGCAUAUGUCAUAUUUACAUCCGGUAGCACUGGCGAGCCCAAAGGGACCAUCAUUCAGCACGGCCACUAUGCCAUUGGUUCGGUGACCCAUGCACCGGCAAUGUUGAUCGAUGGCAACACUCGAGCUCUGCAGUUUGCCUCUUUUACCUUCGACGCCAGUCUGGUCGAGACAAUUACCAUCCUUAUAGCUGGAGGUUGUAUCUGUGUCGCUUCUGAGGAACAGCGAAAGAGGGAUGUUGCCGAAGCUGUUCGCGCGACACGGGCCAACUGGGCGGCGCUCACGCCAUCUUUUGUGAACCUGCUCAGUCCCGACGAUGUGCCAUCAAUCAAGGUACUAAUUCUGGCUGGAGAGGCCAUGUCUCAAUCCCACAUUGACACAUGGGGACAUCGCGUGCGACUUGUUAACGGAUACGGUCCCUCGGAAUGCUGUGUCGCGUCGACCUCUAACGUCGACGUGGUACCGGGUACCAACCCACGCAACAUCGGAUACACCUGCUCAGGUUUGGCGUGGGUUGUUAUGCCCACCAAUCACCACCGGUUGAUGCCUGUGGGUAGUGUUGGUGAGUUGGUUCUGGAGGGCUGGAAUGUUGGACGCGGAUAUCUGGAAGAGCCGAUCAAGACACAAGCGGCCUUCGUCAAAAACCCCUUGUGGAUGGACUUGGGCGAUGAGAUGAGAUCCCCUGUUGUCUACAAGACAGGAGAUUUGGUUCGUUAUAAUGCAGAUGGAUCGCUCGAGUUCCAACGUCGCAAGGAUACACAAGUGAAGUUGCGAGGUCAACGUGUGGAGCUUGGGGAGAUUGAGUAUCGCAUCAAGCAGAGUCUCGCGAACAAGCCUGAUGCUGUGGUGGACAUCGUCUGUCCCAAGGACGCCCCCGAUCAACCCCGGCUGGUGGCAUUCAUCCCUGUUCCUGCAUCAGAGGCACGCCGAAAGCCAACCUCGAUAUUUAUGUUCAACCAGCCCGAAUCCAUCAUCCCCCAGCCAAAUGAGCGACACCUCGCUUCCGUUUCUGGCCUCGAGGACCGACUUUCGGACUUCCUUCCCAUGCACAUGAUCCCCAAUGCCUAUAUUCCAGUGUACCAUAUCCCAAAGAUGCCCUCUGGUAAGGCAGACCGCAAGACUUUGAUUCGUAUUGGCAGUGGAUUAACGCAUCGCCAAAUGGCUGAAUACUCUGGAGCCACGGAGGACGCCCGUCCACCAACCACUGAGAUGCAGUUCACUCUUCAGGAACUGUGGGGAGAGGUACUGAAAAUGCCUGCUGCGCAGAUCAGUCUCAAUGACAACUUCCUCCGACUAGGUGGUGAUUCAAUCACCGCCAUGCGAUUGGCCUCUGCGGCACGCAUCAAAGGUAUCCCGCUGUCCACAGCAACCAUCUUCCAACAUCCCACUUUAGAGGCCAUCAGCGCAGUCUCCGAGACUCUGUCACAACAGCACCGGCCACAAAACUUCGAGCCCUUCUCCACCCUAAAGUCAAUCCCUAAAGAUCAACUUUUGGACGAUAUCAUUCUUCCUCAGCUUGGUAUACCUGCCUUCCAAAUCCAGGAUGCUCUAGAAUGCACCGACUUCCAGUCUCUCGCUAUCAACGGCGGUCUCAACCAGACCCGUGGCUGGAGCAACUACCUCAUCUUUGAUUUCGAUGGACCGAUUGAUCUUCGCCGACUUCAGGCUGCCUGCGAGAAGCUUGUUGCCCACCACGAUGUUCUCCGCACGGUCUUCGUAUCCACUGGCUCCCAGCUCAUCCAAGUCGUGCUCCGCUCCGUUGUUCCCGAGUACAGCAUGCACAUCCGGGAUGAGGAAGAUCCUACUGAGUCUCUCAUCCGUGAAGACCUUGCCCGGCCACCCCACCUGGGCGAGCCCAUCGUGCGUUUCAUGAUCGUCAAGGACGAUGCUACCCAUCACCGCCUGAUCAUGCGUAUUUCUCACGCACAGUAUGAUGGCGGAUCCAUGCCGCACCUGAUGAAUGACUUGCGGACAGCUUAUCGUUGCGAGGACCUGCCUAAGCGGGCCCAAUUUGCCGACUUUGUGCGUAUGCAGAUGCACACCAGCGAUGGUGCCAAAUCCUUCUACACAGACAUGCUGGCAGGCUCCACAAUGACCUCAGUGGUAUCUCACAGCAAGACAUCAGUCACCAAUGUGCUCAACACUAUGCAUGCAGAUAUGAUGCCCUUGGUGGCAUUCAAGAACCACGGUAUCACAGCUGCCACGGUUGUCAAGGCAGCCUGGGCCCUGGUACUGGCGGAGAUGGCAGCUACGGCAGACGUGGUGUAUGGGCAUAUGGUGUCCGGUCGUAACUUGCCCCUUGACGGCGUUGAGUCGAUCAUGGGACCGUGCCUGAACAUCGUGCCAGUGCGCGCCAAUAUGACAAAUAUGCAUAAUGUUCUCGACCUUUUGCGCACCAUUCAGCAGCAACAAACGGACACGAUUCCACACGAAAGCAUGGGCUUCCAGCAGAUCAUCAACCAAUGCACCGAGUGGACACCGGCGACACGGUUCAGCUCAGUUUUCCAAUAUCAAGAUUUCGGUACCGAUGAAGCUGCUCCAGGCCAACCUGUGUCCUUUGAGAGCGUUCUCAAGUGUGCGCCGGGCUUCGUCUGCCCCGCUCCUGACGCCUGCGAUAUGUCCAUUCUGGCCACCCCCGUUGGUGAGCAGAUUCGUGUGGAGAUGAUCUUCUCGAGUCACGCGAUGUCCACCGAGUUCGCCCAGAGAAUGCUGAAGAACCUGGCUGCAAAGCUGGAUUUGAUCUCCCGCGAUGUCGAGGCCCCGUUGGCAACACUUGAAAUCUGUCUGCAGCAGGCGCAAAUACCGCUUCCAGAGCCUGGCAGCGAGACCAGCGGGCUCAGCGGUAUUGUUAACGCCGUGGUGAAUGGGCUCAGCUCACAAGCCAACGGUACAAAUGAUAUCAACGGAGUGGAUGGUAACAGUGGUACUGCUCCAAUCGACAAAAAGCUUGACCUGUUGGCUUCAGUGCGAAUUAACUGA
Molecule: messenger RNA, 7230 nt
Organism: Penicillium soppii
Lineage: Eukaryota; Fungi; Ascomycota; Eurotiomycetes; Eurotiales; Aspergillaceae
Exons: 2
Coding region: 1-7230 (2409 amino acids)
Biological process (GO): amino acid activation for nonribosomal peptide biosynthetic process; secondary metabolite biosynthetic process
Cellular component (GO): cytoplasm
Molecular function (GO): catalytic activity; phosphopantetheine binding
Source: RefSeq, a predicted model, not a curated record